Purpureocillium lilacinum is the source of this 195-nucleotide messenger RNA. The record is from RefSeq and is a predicted model, not a curated record. NCBI's taxonomy places the organism in Eukaryota, Fungi, Ascomycota, Sordariomycetes, Hypocreales, Ophiocordycipitaceae.
AUGGUCGAUUACGCGCGGCUCGGCCCUGUCUGGCCAUUGACCGCCAAGAUGUGCUGUCGAUAUCCUGUCUCACGAAGCUCCAAUCAACACACCGCCAUGUGGGAAGGAGAAUCUGGCCCAAGACGAAGCUUGGUCGGCCCGGACCAGAAAGAUGAGCCGCACGGCGGGGCUCGAGAUCCCGCGUCGGACUUUUAA